This is a messenger RNA of Solanum stenotomum, 2254 nucleotides long. RefSeq names its product peptide-N4-(N-acetyl-beta-glucosaminyl)asparagine amidase A. The record is from RefSeq and is a predicted model, not a curated record. NCBI's taxonomy places the organism in Eukaryota, Viridiplantae, Streptophyta, Magnoliopsida, Solanales, Solanaceae. Gene Ontology annotation, cellular component: vacuole.
CCAAGCAAUCCUAAAGAACAAGGCAAACUAGGAAAACAAUUUAACCUUCAUAGGACAUUGUUUCCUCCUCCCAACUCCUAGGGGUAGAUCUAGAUCUGAUCAUGUGAAUUCAAUAACUUUAAUUUAUAUUUUGUGUGACGUAGAAAUUCAUCAUAAACUUCAAAUCUUGGAUCCACUCUAAGGAGUAGCAAUUGACAAAACUACACAUUCUCUUGCAUACCAUUAAUGGCUGUCUCUUUCUUCUUCUUCUUCAUUUGUUUCUCAAUACUCCAAAUACCCCUCUUUUCCACAGCAACAAUCCACAAAACAGUUCUAAUCAGACCAAAUUUCACCACUCAACAAGACAUUUCUCCCAAGAGACACCCCACAACCUAUUUUGAAGUCACAAAUCCUAUAAAAUUACCCAAAACCAAAUCUUGUUCCUACUUAGUCCUCAAACAUGACUUUGCCUAUACAUAUGGGAAACCACCAAUCCUCACAAAUUACACACCCCCUUCAAAUUGCCCUUCAAAAAAGUUCUCCAAAAUCAUUCUUGAAUGGAAAGCAACAAGUAAAGGAAGACAAUUUGAUAGAAUUUUUGGGAUUUGGCUUGGUGGGGUUGAAAUUUUCAGGAGUUGUACUGCAGAGCCAAGGCCAAAUGGAGUUAUUUGGACUGUGAAGAAGGAUAUUACUAGGUAUUCUUCUUUGCUUAUGACUAAUCAAACUCUUGCUGUUUAUAUUGGGAACAUUGUUGAUAGUAAAUAUACUGGGGUUUAUCAUGUAGAAAUUUUUGUUCAUUUUUAUCCUACUGAAAAAGUGAAAAACCCCUUUAAGGGAUUUGAUUCUGGGGCUGAUUUAAUCGUACCCAUAUCGCGUAAUUUGCCGUUGAAUGAUGGUUUGUGGUUUGAGAUUGAGAAUUCUACAGAUGUACAGUCAAAAGAGUUCAAAAUCCCACAAAAUGUAUACAGGGCUGUAUUGGAAAUUUAUGUGUCUUUUCAUGAGAAUGAUGAGUUCUGGUAUGGAAAUUUGCCAAAUGAUUAUAUUACUGCGAAUAAUCGUAGUGAUAUUGCGGGGAAUGGUGCUUUUAGAGAGGUGAUAGUGAGUUUGGAUGAUGUUGUAGUUGGUGCAGUUUGGCCUUUUACUGUGAUUUAUACUGGUGGUAUCAAUCCUCUGUUAUGGAGACCUAUAAGUGGAAUUGGCUCAUUUGAUCUUCCUUCAUAUGAUAUUGAAAUUACGCCAUUGUUAGGGAAGAUCUUAGAUGGAAGUUCUCAUAAUAUUUCGUUUAGUGUUACAAAUGCUUUGAAUGUAUGGUAUGUUGAUGCAAAUUUGCACCUUUGGUUGGAUAAAAAGAGUGUAAAAACAGAAGGGAAGUUGUUGGAGUAUAGUAGUUUGCCCCUUUCAUUUUCUCUCACGAGUAAUUUUACUGGUCUUGAUGGUUCCUUUGUGACAAAUGCUCGUAGAUCGAUCUCAAUGACUGGAUGGGUAAAAUCAUCUUAUGGAACAGUCACAACGAGAUCAUUUCAAAGUUUGAGCUAUAGUAACUAUAUGGUGAUGGGAAAUGAUGCGAACUUGCAAGUUGUUGAUCAGACUAUUGAGUUUAAUGACACUGUUUAUGCUAAGACGCGGUCUUUUUCUGUUCAGGUUCUUGAAUCCUUGAAAAAGUUUCAGCUUCACAUGUACUCUGAUGGAGUUGAGAUAGGAGAUAAAAGCUAUGCUGCUAUCUCGAAUGUGACUUUGAUAUUCGAUGAGAAGAGGUUGAAGUAUGGAUCCUCAGCCAGCUCUGUUCACAAUCUGCAGAACGCGCAGGGCUAUAUGCUUGUAAAGGACCAGUCGCUAGACAGUGGACUCGGGAGCACACAACAGAUAUACAAAUACAACGACGAUAAAGGCUGCUACUUCAGGAACAUAAGCAGCUCAAAUUACACAGUGCUUUAUGACAAGGUGAUCAAUAGUUGUAGCAAAUUGAUCAAUACUGUAUCAUAGCUUCUAAGUAUCAUGCAAAUGCAGUGACCUUUUCAUGUUCCUGAGAGUAGAGGCAGAUUCAGAAUUUGAAGUUUACUGGUUUCUAUAGCUAUAUCGAGUUAAUACAUAAUAAUAUUUGGGUUCACAAUCAAAUAUUUAUAGAUAUUGUGUGAAUUCUUAGAUAGAAAUACAGGGUUCAGGCAAAAGCUACUGAGUUGACCUGAAUCCGUAGCUUUAAGUCUAUAUCUGCCCUUGCCUGAGAGUUCACGAAGAAAUAAACAUGUGAAUAAACUAGCGCGGUUUGUACCAUUCA